AAUGAAAGACAUUAUGGGCCUUUCUUAUUGAAGAAUAUGGCCGACAUUUUAGUAUUACUGUCAUGAAGAUUUUUCAGUGACUAAAUUUUAACUUUGUAGUUCUUCAUGCACGGUUUUAUGUUCCCCAAACAUUUUAUUUUUUAAUUGCUUAGACGGUGUUUAGUGUAAGCUAUUUUGUUGUAAGAAAUGGCAGCUGAUCGCGAGAUUGCUGCUGAGGACAGUAUCAGAGUGGUAUGCCGAUUUCGACCACUGAAUGACUCUGAAGAAAAAGCAGGCUCCAAGUUCAUUGUGAAAUUCCCCUCGGGGCCUGACGACAAUUGCAUUUCUAUAGGGGGCAAAGUAUACCUGUUUGAUAAAGUAUUCAAACCAAAUGCAACUCAAGAAAAGGUCUACAAUGAAGCAGCGAAGAGUAUUGUGUCUGACGUACUUGCUGGAUACAAUGGCACCAUAUUCGCAUAUGGACAGACCAGUUCUGGUAAAACACAUACCAUGGAAGGUGUCAUAGGUGAUCCAGGUAAACAGGGUAUUAUUCCACGGAUAGUUAAUGAUAUAUUCAAUCACAUCUACGCAAUGGAAGAGAACCUUGAGUUCCAUAUUAAAGUUUCAUAUUUUGAAAUUUACAUGGACAAAAUCAGGGAUUUACUAGAUGUCUCAAAGGUGAAUCUUAGUGUUCAUGAAGACAAAAAUAGGGUCCCGUUUGUAAAAGGUGCUACUGAACGUUUCGUGUCAAGUCCUGAGGAAGUAUUUGAAGUAAUUGAGGAAGGAAAAUCAAAUAGGCACAUUGCAGUCACAAAUAUGAAUGAACAUUCAUCAAGAUCUCACUCUGUCUUUCUCAUAAACGUGAAACAGGAGAAUUUGGAAAAUCAAAAGAAACUUUCUGGAAAACUCUAUCUUGUGGACUUGGCUGGUUCCGAAAAGGUAUCUAAAACUGGUGCUGAAGGUACAGUGCUGGAUGAAGCCAAAAAUAUUAACAAGUCACUUUCAGCUUUGGGUAACGUCAUCUCGGCAUUAGCAGACGGAAACAAGUCACACAUCCCUUACAGAGAUUCAAAAUUGACCCGUAUUUUACAAGAGUCUCUUGGUGGUAACGCCAGGACUACCAUCGUCAUCUGUUGUUCACCCGCCUCAUUCAACGAAAGUGAAACUAAGAGCACACUUGACUUUGGUAAAAGAGCCAAGACUGUCAAGAAUGUUGUUUGUGUCAACGAAGAGCUCACGGCUGAGGAAUGGAAACGUCGCUACGAGAGAGAGAAAGAGAAGGUGGCUAGGCUGAAGGGCAAGGUUGAGAAAUUGGAAGCGGAGCUGAACCGCUGGCGCUCUGGUGAGACUGUACGGCUGGAGGAACAAGUCAAUUUGCAGGAGAUUGAAGCAGUCACUCCUGUCACAUCCUUCAUCGAAGAGAAACCCCCGGCGCCUCCGGUACCCGUCGCAGUGGCCAGUGUGGUGGAAGACGCCGCCAUGCAGGGCAAGCUGGAAGCUUUAUACCAACAGCUGGAUGACAAGGAUGAGGAGAUCAACCAGCACUCUCAGCUCGUCGAGAAACUCAAGGACCAGAUGAUGGAGCAGGAAGAGCUUAUUGCUUGCACAAGGCGCGACUACGAAGCCCUGCAGGGUGACAUGAACCGCAUCCAGCAGGAGAACGAGGCCGCCAAGGAGGAGGUGAAGGAGGUGUUGCAGGCGCUUGAGGAGCUCGCCGUCAACUACGACCAGAAGUCGCAGGAGGUGGACAGCAAGAGCCGCGAGUGCGACCAGCUCAGCGAGGAGUUGCAGACCAAGCAGAGUGCCCUUGCGAGUGCUACGUCAGAGUUGCAGCAACUGCGCGACUUGUCUGCGCACCAGAGGAAGCGCAUCGCCGAACUUCUCACAAACUUGCUGAGAGACCUGGCCGAGAUCGGUGCCGCUGUUGGAGGAUCCGAACUCGACUUUAAGCUAAACGUGGACACUGUCGGCAAACUGGAAGAGGAAUUCACAGUAGCUCGUCUCCACAUCAGCAAGAUGAAGAGCGAAGUCAAAAACAUUGUCCAACGUUGUCAUUCCCUUGAAUCGGCCAACAUUGACGCCAAUCAAAAGAUCGAAGAAUACGAGCGUUCGCUCGGCGAGUGCCGUCUUCUCAUUUCACAACACGAGGCGCGCUGCGCGUCUCUCGCCGAGUCCAUGCGCGAAGCCGAGAACAAGAAGAGGCAACUGGAGGAGGCCGCCGACGCGUUGCGAGAGGAAUGCGCUCGUCUGCAGGCGGCGGAGCGCGUGCAGCUGGCGGCGGCGGAGGACUCGCAGGUGCGCGGCGCGCUGGAGGCGCAGCUCGAGCAGCUCCGCGCCGCGCACGCCACGCAGCUCUCCGCGCUGCGCGACGAGCUCGCCGCGCUGCAGCGGCACCACCAGGACCUCAAGGACACGUACCAGGAGCUGACCUUGGCGCGCCAGCAGCUGCAGGACGACUACGAGAAGCUGAAGCGCGAGGAGGCCGACAAGUCAGCCAAACUCAAGGAGCUCAUACAAAGCGUGGAGCGGCGUGAGCAGGCUCGCGCCGAUCUCAAAGGAUUGGAAGACACCGUGGCCAAGGAGCUGCAAACCUUGCACAACCUGCGUAAACUGUUCGUACAGGACUUGCAGGCUAGGAUAAAGAAGUCGAACAAUUCGGAAGAGGGUGCCGAAGAGGAGGGUGGCUCGCUCGCCCAGAAACAAAAGAUUUCAUUCCUGGAGAACAACCUGGAGCAGCUGACGAAGGUGCACAAGCAGCUGGUGCGCGACAACGCGGACCUGCGCUGCGAGGUGCCCAAGCUCGAGAAGCGCCUGCGAGCCACCAUGGAGCGCGUCAAGGCACUCGAGACCGCGCUCAAGGAGGCAAAGGACGGCGCAAUGCGUGACCGUAAGAGAUACCAGUUCGAGGUUGACCGAAUUAAGGAGGCUGUGCGCGCCAAGAACUUGGCUCGACGAGGACCACAGGCGCAGAUAGCCAAGCCGAUCCGUGCGGGCGGCGCGCACCUGGCGAGCGCGGGCGCGGGCGCGGGCGCGGGCGCGGCGGGCGCGGGCGCCGGCCUGGCGCGCGCUGCGCCGCAGGACAUCAAACGCAAGUCCAUCAUUGUGGGCGCGCGAGAUGAAAGUUGAAGAGAUCGCCGUUGCAUCGUAGAGAAUUUAAAUGAAACUUUAUAGACGCACCUCAAAAGGGCGGCGAAGAUCAUUCUUUUAAAAAUUAUAUCCAUUAUAAUAUUUACUAUUGUGUGUUACGAAAAGCCUAAAAUAAGCUGCAACAAAAAAAUAUCGUAGAGUUCUCUUAGGCUUAUAACUUUCGAGCUGUCUAUACUUAAGCGUCUGUAAGUGCACGUGGAUUUAGAUAGAAUAGCUUUUCGCCGAUAAUAGGUUUCAUGUAAAUUCGAUAUCGGCUAAUGUUAUUACCCAUGCAAAAAGUAUUAUUGUGAGCUAACGAAAGCCGCGACGGUUGUUGCCGUUUUUAAGUGAUAGGAAUGAAUAAAAAAUAUUUUUAUGGAAUGACAAGUAUUAAAUUUAGUUUCUGAAUACAGCAGUGCUUACGUGCGGACUACGUUAAAUCAUGAAUGAUAAUGCCUUACCACAUACUCAUGGGGAGAAAUGUGGCCAACUGUGGUAUGUCUAAAUGUUCAGUACAAAAAUGCCGAGCCAGUUACCAAAUGUGUUAAAUUAAAUGACACCGAACAUAAAUUGCAGCCCAUUUCUAUCCCAUGAAUUGCAUAAAUAGACAUUUUAAAGAUGCAAUUAUUUGUCGUUAUUGUUAAGAUCAGCUGUGAAUUACUUACUAACUUGCAUAUGCUACCGCACAAAUAAAACUUAAAAAAACAAAAAAAAUGUAUGUUAUGGUCGGCCACAUUAUGGAUUCCACGUGUGGUGGCAAAUGCAUAGCACUGCAUCUUCAUGUGUAGUUGUAGUUUAAGCUUCUUUGAUAUAUAUUUUUAUAUAUUGUGAUAAGCGUUAAUAUGCCGACAUCCGAGCAUUUAUUUUAGUUAACGAAACGAAACACUUCUGAGUAUGUUAAAAGGUGUCAUGGGUGAUAACAAGAGGACUCCAAAAUAAUCAGAAUGAUAGACUUAAUGCAUUGUCCGUAUAUCCCAGUGGUUUUGCAAAGGUUACAUGUGCGUGUGCCUGGGCGACUUGCUGCUAUGAGCAAGUUCACAGCUUCUAGGUACGGUUUGCGCUAGAUGGAUUCGCGAUACGAUUUUAGUGGGCGAUUUUUAUAUUCAUAUUUGGAAUAUGAAAAUCUCUUUCAGCUAAAAGCUUUUUGAUCCCGUUAUAAAUAUAUUACAAGACUUUGUAUUACGUUCUGUAGUAAUAGCAUAAUAUAAUUGUAUUUAAUAACAUUAAAACUUUGAGAACAAUACAGGAUUUGUGAACAUCAAAACCUAACCCGAUGUUUAUUGUUCGGCAUAAUGUAAGAUUUACAAUUAAAUUUCUAUUUCUACAGAACUUGACUCAAUAUGCCUUAACGUUAAAAUAGAACCCGUUGAACUUUUGCAACACAAUAGAUGAUUAUAAAUGGGGUUAUCAUUCAUAGCACCUCCCGCUUGGCCCCCUGCUGUGCUGCGUGUCAUCAUCACUUCGCUUCUGAGCUGUGAUGUUUAGCAAAUGUUUAGUUUAUAUUGCGUCUUUCUCGUAACGAUGUCUCGGUAGUAAUUUUAGUCAUUAAGAUACAAUAUCGGUCCCUAUAAUAGAUAGGUAAUAAAGAUGGCAAAGGCUUAAUUUCUAAUAAAAUAAAUGUUUCCAUAGCACGUUAAAUUCGUAUAUAUUCUCUACUAUAUUCAUAGUUGUUUCAAUUUCAUGAACAUAAAAUCUGGUUUUCCAAAAACAUACAAUACACUUGGAUUCGUAAUUUAAUAAUUGGUUGAAGUUCUCUAUUUGCUUUUAAGAUGCAUUAGCUUCAUACUAGAUCUGUAACUUAUGUAAGUACUUAUGAAAUAAUCACGCGAGAGCGCAGUCUCGCAACAAUUUCCACACCAACACUUGUUUUAUUUUGUAACGUGUCCAAACAUACUGCGUCUUAUGAGGAGUUAUGGAACUAUGGCCGACGAAAUGUCCAGAAAACCAAAGACAAAUCACAAUUUUUAGAUUUAUUUAUUGUUUGAGGUAAUUACCAGCUGAAAUUUAAUUUAAGCCCCGAAUUACUCAAUGGUUCCAAAGCUCCUUGAUGUGUUGCAAUACAUUUAUAUCGUUUAGAUGUAAAGUUAUACGGCCGACAUUAACAAACGAUCGUGAUCGAUAUCUCCCUAUGUUCUUAAAAAUAUACCAAUUAAAGUAUUAUGGGAUGGGAUGUUUUAACUUUAUUCUGAUUGGUGCAUUUUUGCGAUCGACCUAGAGAUAUGGAUUAAGAUCGUUUUAUAAAUUCGGCCGUUAGUCAAUUAUUUCACUUUUAAGUUAGAUACUUGAUUUUAUUAUAUUUUAUUUAUUGUAUAUCAUAAAACUAAAUUAUCUCGUUUUUUGUCACUUUAGAAGUAUACUACGCUUUUUUACAUA
Messenger RNA from Manduca sexta (tobacco hornworm), 5478 nucleotides. It is a transcript of the gene Khc, whose product is annotated as kinesin heavy chain. Lineage: Eukaryota; Metazoa; Arthropoda; Insecta; Lepidoptera; Sphingidae. Gene Ontology annotation, molecular function: ATP binding; microtubule motor activity; microtubule binding. Gene Ontology annotation, biological process: microtubule-based movement. The transcript is spliced from 19 exons. Bases 187 to 3105 code for a protein of 972 amino acids. The record is from RefSeq and is a predicted model, not a curated record.